Messenger RNA from Melozone crissalis (California towhee), 1938 nucleotides. It is a transcript of the gene MTRF1L, whose product is annotated as mitochondrial translation release factor 1 like. Gene Ontology annotation, biological process: translational termination. NCBI's taxonomy places the organism in Eukaryota, Metazoa, Chordata, Aves, Passeriformes, Passerellidae. Gene Ontology annotation, molecular function: translation release factor activity. Bases 151 to 1332 code for a protein of 393 amino acids. The transcript has 7 exons. The record is from RefSeq and is a predicted model, not a curated record.
GAUUUCCGACUGCGCCCAAAGCCAGCGCCGAGUCUCUUCGGCAACUUCCGGAAAUCCGGAAGGGAGGCCGCCAAGCGCGUUCGGGCGUGUCCGGAACGGCAGUGACGCCCGGACGACGGGAGGGCGGCCACGCUCCGGCCGCAGCCAGACAUGCGGCUGCUCUCGCGGGCUCUCCGCGCGGCGCAAGGCUACCGAGCAGCCGCGCUGCCCCCUCGGAGCCUCCGGGCGGCGCCGGUGGGAUGGCAGCUGCCGGCGCGGCGCGGGCUGAGCGCACGGCCCGGCCUGGAGGAGCUGUUCGCCGCGCCCUCCCUGCGCCGCCUGCUGGAGGCGCGCGCGCGGGGCGAGGGCGGGGCGGCGCCGCAGCUGGCGGCGCGCGUGCAGCGGCUGCGCGACAAGGAGCGGGAGCUGCGCGACACGCGGGAGCUGGCGCAAGAUGAGAAUAAAGAUUUCCGGAAGCUUGCAGAAACAGAGAUUGCUUCCUGUGAAGAAGAGAUAGCUGAACUGAAACAACAGAUAGUGUUGCUUUUGAUUCCUUCAGAAGAAACAGAUGAGAGUGAUCUUGUCAUGGAAGUAACUGCUGGAGUUGGAGGGCAGGAAGCCAUGCUGUUCACCUCGGAGAUAUUUGAUAUGUAUCAACGAUAUGCUGCUUAUAAAAAGUGGAAAUUUGAAGUAUUAGAAUACUUUCCCAGUGAACUAGGUGGCCUAAGACAUGCAGUAGCCAGUAUUGCAGGUGUUGAGGCUUACAAAUACAUGAAGUUUGAAGGAGGAGUGCAUCGUGUUCAGCGGGUACCAAAGACAGAAAAACAAGGACGCAUUCACACCAGCACAAUGACUGUUGCAAUAUUACCCCAACCCACUGAGAUGAGGCUGCAAAUUAGUCCAAAAGAUCUACGGAUAGAAACAAAGCGAGCUAGUGGAGCUGGAGGCCAGCACGUCAAUACCACCGAUAGUGCUGUGCGGAUAGUUCACAUUCCAACAGGGAUUGUGGCUGAAUGUCAGCAAGAAAGAUCCCAAAUUAGAAACAAAGAGAAGGCUAUGCAAAUGCUAUGUGCUAAACUGUACAAUGCCAAACUAGAAGAAGAAACCAAAAAGAGAAACUAUGCUCGAAAGAUUCAAAUUGGGACUAAAGGAAGAUCAGAGAAGAUCAGAACAUACAACUUUCCACAGGACCGGAUUACAGACCACAGAAUAAGCAGAUCAGUGCAUCAUGUUGAGUCUUUCAUGCUAGGGGAAGAAAUGCUUGAUGAAAUGAUACAAACUCUGAGAGAAUAUGCUGAUUAUGAAUCUCUAAUGGAAAUUAUUUCAGAAAAUGAUAAAAAUAAUUCUUCCUGAACGUGGUUCUUUCUCAGGCCAUUACAACAGAUGUAGACCUUGGUCUGCAAAGAAGCUUCUCAGAGCACCACCCAGAAAAUGGAACUUGUUUUCAGAUCAUGAAAAACAUCACAACUUGUGCCCUCAUGAAUAUUAAACAUUUUUCUUACCUGCUGGAUAGAGGACUUUAUUAUCUUCAAAUGAGACAUUAUUGGUGCAGUAGUCCUUGUGAAAAGUUUAUUUGACUGCACCAAAAAUAACAGCAGUUUUUAAAUUCUACUGAGAACUGAUUAAAAAGGUAUGCAUGCAUUAAAAAAGGAAUUAUUUCUAGUUCCUGUUUUCAUUUAAACUAUGGCUUAACCAUCACACAGCAGUGUGAAAUAGCUUACUUGGGAGAACAAAAAAAAUUCCUAUUUUGUUUGAGUGAUUGGAAAAAAGUGAUAAAUAAAUGAUCCCACUCUAUCUAUCCACAUAUUUAUUAAUCAUUUACAUGUAUCCUGGGAAAGGGAGUCAAAGUGUAUCGCUGUCAUGUUUUCAAGUCCUUCUGGCCCUUAUUUAUAAACACAAAACAAGUUUAGGAAUAUCCCUUGUUGGAGGAAAAAAAAGCCAUGGAAGCCAAGUGAGGAA